UUAGCGAACGUGUUGUUAUUUCUAAAGAAAGUCUUUGAAAGAUGUCUGACGCACCGGCGAAGAAAGUUAAGAAACCAGCAAAGCCUGCUGAACAUCCUAAAUACAAUGAGAUGGUAAAAGCUGCCAUUGGGGCAUUGAAAGAACGCAAUGGAUCCUCCAGACAAGCCAUCGGGAAGUACAUCAAAGCCAACUACAAGGUUGGAGACAACUGUGAUUCUCAACUCAAACGUACUCUCAAGCGUAUGGYUMUCAAGGAAAGYAUUGUACACACUAAAGGCAAGGGUGCAUCGGGUUCGUUUAAGCUGAACAAAGACAAGGUUGAAAAGAAACCAGCUAAGAAGCCAGCCAAGAAACCAGCCGCAAAGAAGCCCGCUGCCAAGAAACCAGCAGCGAAGAAGGCAGCUAAGAAACCUGCUGCAAAGAAAGCUGCUGCGAAGAAAAGUCCAAAGAAGGUUAAGAAACCAGCAGCAAAGAAAACUACCCCAAAGAAARCGGCCGCCAAACCAGCGAAAAAAGCUGCAGYCAAGAAACCCGCCGCCAAAAAAUCWGGGAAGAAACCAGCGGCUAAAAAGACAGCAAAGAAGACCGCCAAGAAAUAAAGUGAUUUUCACACAAACAAAACAAACGGCUCUUUUAGGAGCCACCCAAAUAUCAUAAAGUCAAUGGCACAUGGUGUUAUUAAAAUUAUUUUUAUUCUGUGAAACAGCGACACGAACUUGCAACAAAAUAGUAGACAGCGGCAAAUUGCAACAUAGGCAGUUUUAAAAAGUCGGACAUGAAGUGAUUUAUUCCCCUAGUGAAAAACAAAACAAAAUUUGACUAUUAGUGUGAUAAUAGACACAAAACAAUGGAAUUAGGGAUGGRCCAUUAGAUUUUUGAGGA
Exaiptasia diaphana is the source of this 882-nucleotide messenger RNA. Its product is annotated as histone H1-delta. NCBI's taxonomy places the organism in Eukaryota, Metazoa, Cnidaria, Anthozoa, Actiniaria, Aiptasiidae. Gene Ontology annotation, molecular function: structural constituent of chromatin; double-stranded DNA binding; nucleosomal DNA binding. Gene Ontology annotation, cellular component: nucleus; nucleosome. Gene Ontology annotation, biological process: negative regulation of DNA recombination; nucleosome assembly; chromosome condensation. The transcript has a single exon. The record is from RefSeq and is a predicted model, not a curated record. The coding region runs from base 42 to 599 and encodes 185 amino acids.